Molecule: messenger RNA, 13848 nt
Organism: Myripristis murdjan (pinecone soldierfish)
Lineage: Eukaryota; Metazoa; Chordata; Actinopteri; Holocentriformes; Holocentridae
Gene: dnhd1
Product: dynein heavy chain domain 1
Exons: 43
Coding region: 1-13848 (4615 amino acids)
Biological process (GO): flagellated sperm motility
Cellular component (GO): inner dynein arm; sperm flagellum
Molecular function (GO): ATP binding; dynein intermediate chain binding; dynein light intermediate chain binding
Source: RefSeq, a predicted model, not a curated record
AUGUUUGCUGCCACAGUGGAGGAAAGAAACCAUGAUGAAACCUCUCAGACCAGUGCCAAGCACAACACAAUGCCAAGAUCUAAGGUUAAGAAGAAGGCCCAUCCUGCAAUGGCCAGUGGCACCUCGUCACUGACUUUACCACCACUAUUCCUGGAGCCACCUUCUUUCUCGGCAGGUUUUGUGUGCAAGCCCCUCUCUGGUUGCACACCCAUCCCUCAGAAUCACCGCUCUGACACUCCUUUAUCAGUGGUGGAGCUCCCUCGUCUUAUAGCCAAAGUUGGCCCAGAGAGGGCCAUAAAUAACGCAAAAUGGUUAGAGGGACCUCGUCUGAUGGCCUCAGCAUUAGGCACUGACAUCCCUGUCAAAACUAAUGAGGUGUCAGUUAAGGAGUCAGCAGUACAGAGUCUUGCAGAUAAAGAUGACAGCAAGAAAAUCCCAUGUAAAGACAAAAAAAUUAAGACUGGGAAAGAUGGAAAAGGGGCCAAGCAAAGUAAAGAUCCUCUCACUGGCACAGAAGUGGUUGAAAUCUUUGCUGAGAGACAGCACCUGGGAGAAAUAGAGUUUUACUACCUAAAGGAAGCAGGUGGUGACCAUUACAGACCCUAUGACCUGCGAGUGGUCCAUCCCAGUAAAGCUGGCUCCGAGCACUACAUCUUCAGCCCUUGCACUGUUCUGCAUGUGACAGAGAGGGGAUAUGGUGGACUUGUCACUCUGGAAGAGUGGCACAGAGAGUCUCUGCUGUGGACAGCUUUGCAGAACAUCCCAUUUUUCAGGAACUACAGAGUUAGAAAAGCAUUCAUCAGGUGGCACAUGAAUGUGCGCAGGAUUGUUUUCCAGCACAGGUGUAAGAAUCUGCAGGAUGUGCUGCUUAUAGCCGUGCCUCAGUUCAGAAAUGCGCUUCUUCUGUUUACCAGGUUAAUUGAAGAACUGAAAGGGAUGCACUGGCUGCCUCAGGAUGAAUCAAGGACCUACACACUACUGGAAUUUAAGAGUGUGCUGAAAAGCAACAAUCAGGAGUGUGUGAGAAUUUUUGAGAAGUUAAUACAGUAUCGCACUGCCAUCCUAAAUGAGGUGAGGGAGCAAAGCUAUACAGCACACCAGGAGCUGCAGUUGUGCACUGACUCCUCCAAAAAAACAGAUGAAUACAACCAACCCAUUCACCUUCAGCUGGCUCACCAGCAGGGCCUGAGGAAAGAGCUGGCCCGGGCUGAGGGCGCGCUGCAGAAGCUGGGCAACUUGGCUGCUCUCAUCAAUCAAAUGACUGUGCAGAGCCUUGUCAUGAUCACCCAACAAGACGUCACCUCUUUCCUCAACCAUGUUAUGAAGAGAGGGAAACCUCAGCAGUGCUGUCUUUUCCAAACCAAGCUGAUCUUCAGUGCAGAUGGUCAUCUGACUCUGGACCCACCAGUUCAUCUGUUCCAGGGAGUGGUGAGCGAAGCAAUCCGGACUGUUGGUGACUCUGCAAUUCAGAUGUCUGACAGUUGCGGUUUGUUCCUGGACACAAACAACAGUGGGGCAUCCAGCACCUUCAUCUCUGGUUCUGUGCAGGACUUAACCCCUGACCUCAGCCUCACCACAGGGCAGAGUAAGGAUGACGAUGAGAUGACUGGUGUUAGAGGGUUUUUCUGCAGGGGACAGCUCAGAGACCAAUCAGCUCGCUGGCUUGUGUUUCCAAAGCUGACCCCUCUCAAGCUGCAGGGCCGGAGGCUGCAAGGCUGCUACUAUCCCCUGGACAAGAGUCAGCUGGAGUGGCAGAUGAGCAUCAAUGACAUGUCAAAACAAGUUGAGGAAGAGCAAGCCAAGAUGAUGCAGGAAGCUCAAUCAGAGAUCCAGCACCUGUGUGAUGAGUACAUGUGGUUGGUGGACAUCCAUUCUUUCACUGCCCAGUGGAGCUCAGCCUCUUUGGAAUCCAUUAAGGGGCAGCCUGCUUUAUUCUAUGAGGAACACAUUAAGAAGCUGCGCCACUGGAUUGAAAGGAUCCACACGCUGCCCCCAUCAGUCUCUGCCUGCAACCAACUAUUCAGCAUCAACUGCUCACACAUCCAGGAUGAUCUAGGACGACGGCUGAAAUUCAUCGAGGAAGAAGUGUUAAAACAGCUAGUUGAGCAAAUGAAACGGCACUCAGAGAGCUUAAUAUCACAAAUGAAGAAGGCUACUUCUGAACUCAAGACAGAACCCCUACACUUCCGUGACUUUGCAAAAUAUGCUUCCAAGGUUAGGCAUGGUGAGAAAAUUUUGGCUGACACGCAACACCAUUUAGAGUACGUCCGUUCCCUCCGGCACACCAUUUGCAUUAACUAUAGGAGUAUGACUGAACAGGAGGUGACUUUGGAAGAGCAGAUGCUGAGCUUGUGGGAUUGCUAUGGCCCUGUCUUGAAGCAAGCAGAGGACAUUGUGUGCCAGUGUCUUCCUUCAGCAGCAGAAACAGUGGACCGAAUGUGCUUGUCUUUGGUCUGUGCACUAGACAAAGUGGUUUCAAAUGCGACGUCCGGACCCUUCCUUGACCCUGCGCAGAAUGCUAACGAGAUGUUCUCUAAACUUAACAUCAUGUGUAAGCAGGUGCAUGCCGUAAGUGCAAAGCUGAAAGAGCUCAGUGCAACCAGUGAAAACCUUAGAGGAGAUCCAUUGGAUUUAACUGUUGUGACAAUAGCCAUUCAGAAGAUUGAAGCCCGCAAGGAACUGUGGAAAUUGAAGACUCAGUACUCAACUUGGAUAUAUGAGUGGAGGCAGUUGGUCUUCAGCAAGUUUGUGGUGUCACAAGCUCAAGAGAAAGUUGAUAUGUGGCAGCAGCAGGCUAUAUCUCUGACAAGGACUAUACCUACCCAUGAUGCAGUGCUGCAGGAGACUCUAAGUAUGCUGGAAUCCUUUAGUUGUCAUCUUGCUGUCAUGGACAAACUAUGGAGCCCCACACUGAAAUAUAAACACCGGAGAACCAUAUUCCAAGACAUGGGUCUAAUCUAUGUUCCAGAGAUGACGCUGACUGUUGCUGAGCUGAUGUCUAAACAGCUUGUAAAUUAUGAAAAACAAAUUAACAAGAUGUGCAGAGAAGCAGAGGCAGAAAGGGACAUGGAAGAGGCCUUUCGGAAGCUUCAGCAAGAAUGGGAAGCCAGGCUCUUCCAACUGGAUAAGUUCACUGUCUCUGUGUGGCAUGGAUCGGCACUCACACAAAAACCCUCAGAUGACACAGUUUCAAACCACCAAACUGCUAGUCAGCACUCCAGUGGUGGUGCUACACUCACCGUCAGUGGUCUUGAGAUGCUCCUUGUUGAGACAGAAGACAGUUUGAUGACUCUGAAGAACAUGAUGAUUUCCCCAUACAGUUCUGAGUUCAGAUCUGAGGUGGAAAACUGGAUGCAGUUGUUACAAGAACUUGAUAAACUGCUUGAUCUGUUUGAAAGAUGCCAACAAACAUGGAUCUUCCUGGUCAAGAUGUUUGAUGAAACAUCUAUUAGUUCUCAGAUGGUGGAACUGGUGGAAAGGUUCAAUCCUGUCAGUGAGACAUUCAAGGAGAUAAUUCACUCUAUAUCAAUUGACCCUUAUGUGCUGAACUUUGUUCAUUCCAAGAGGACUGAUGACCAAUUCCAUGGUAAAAGCCUUAGCCUGAUUCUCAUUAAUAGUCUGUCCACAAUGGAGGCUAUUUCCAGCCAAAUGAUGUAUUUCCUGGAUGCACCUCGCUGUGAGUUCCCUAGACUCUGCUUCUUGAGUGACAAGGAAGUUAUUAAACUACUUGCCACGCACCCUACGCCGUCUGCCCUGCUGCCCUUUGUGCGCAAAUGCUUUAAAGGAGUGCGCUGGUUUGAAGUGGACAAUGAAAUGCCAAAUGAUACAACAAAUCUAAACAGAUAUGGGAGUACAUCUAAUACCCACUUUCAGAUGAAGGUGCUGGGGGUGUUUGGCAGCUUCAACGAGCACAUUACCUUUCUUUGUCCGUUAGAAUCAAAUGUCAACUCCUUGGUAUGGCUGAGUGUCUUGGAGAAGGAGUUACAGAAGACCAUGAUACAGCUCAUGAAACAAUGUGGUGCUGAUGCUAAAGGGAGGGGAGAUGUGCUGCCUAUGUUGAAUCUACUGUCUGAAUAUCCUCUUCAAUGUGUGCUAGUGGCUGAGGAAGUGGCAUGGCACAGUGCAGUUCUAAAAGUUUACCAUGCAUCCAGCCCUGUGAGAUGGAGCCAUUUUAAAACAUGCAUCUCUGCAAAACUGAAAAACCUGUGCCAGUCCAUAAGGGAUACAAUCAAAGGCAUCAGUUCUAAAUCUGUGGUUUCUAACCGCAUGAUGAUGUGCCUGCGUGCUUUGGUGCAACUUACAAUGAAACAUGCACAGCAGCUAUCACGGCUCAUGAAGAUACAGAGUGACCUGGAGUCAUCCUUUGAGUGGUUAAGUUUGAUGAAGUAUCAUAUAAAUUUAGACAUUCAGAGUCUGAAUGUUAGUGACCAUCCUGCAUGUUAUGUGGACAUCCUUGGGUAUCAACUCCCAUAUGGUUAUGAGUACUUGGGUCCGGAGGAUUGGAAUAUGACAAAUACCCCCACCACAGACAGGGCAAUACUUGGGAUUCUCCUGGCUCUGACCAGCUACCGAUGUGGGUUUGUGAGUGGACCUUGUAUGUCAGGAAAGAGAAAGACUGUGGUCCAAUUAGGAAGAGCCCUGGGUCGUCAGGUUGUGAUUUUAAAGUGUUGCACGAGCUUGAAUCCUGGUGUUCUCCAGCAGAUGCUGUUUGGUGCCCUCCAGACUGGAGCGUGGCUUAUUCUGGACUCUGUGGACUUGCUAGCACAGGGGGUCCUGUCAUUACUGGGACAGCACCUAGCAGACAUUCACCAGUCCUUCUCUUUACUGAAGAAUAACAAGGAGCAAAGACUGCAUGUGGAGUCAAAGAACAGGGCAAGUGAUGCAUUCAAGGAUUGCAGAAACAGUGCUGACCCAGACUACCAGAUUGUACUUGCAGGGAAAAGUAUUUCUGCUAACCUAAGCUAUGGAUGUGUUAUCAUUUCAUCUAAAGGGCAUGCAGCUGACGUACCAGAAAGUCUGCGUGCAGCAACCAGACCCAUUGCAUUAACCCAUCCAGAUUACAAGAUCAUUGCUGAGGUAAUGCUGGCUUCCUUUGGUUUUUCAGAUGCCAUGUUUUUAGGUCGACGUCUGGUGUCCCUCUUUAGCCUGGCCAAAGAUUCUCUCUGUCUGCCUGAAUUCAUCAGUGAAGCCCAGAACAGCUGGCUUGUUGUAUUAAAAAAUGUCAUCACUAUUGCCAGUAUAUACUUGCAGCAAAUUAUCUGGCAGCAAGAAGUAUUAGUUGAAGAUGAAGUGUUGGCUGAGGAACACAAGGAUCCCAGGUCUCCACCCACUGUGUCUGACAAAGUCCCAGAGCGAGAUGAUGACAAAGUUGCAAAGCCCUCUAGGUCCAUGCACAGCAGUAAAUGUAAUUCCAUUAUACAGGGAAUAAUGGAGGAGAAAGCCAUUAUAAAAUCAGUUUUAUAUGUCAUAUUACCUGCUAUUCGUGAGCCCAAGAAAGCUUCCCUAUUCCACACCAUUUUCAAGGAAACAUUCCCUCUGGCGAGCCAAUUUCCUUCUCUCCAGCAAUAUAUUGAGGAGGAGGAACAGAACCUGCUUAAAGAUGCAGUUACAGAAGAGCUAAAGAAAACAGGGUUUCACUCUGACACACAAAUCAUUUGCAGUGCCCUCACACUCUACCAGGCCUUCAAAUUCUCACAGGCAGUUCUGCUUAUAGGUCCCUCAGGGAGUGGAAAGACAACUUGUUACCGUGCUCUGGCUGGGGCAGUUUGUAGUCUGGCUGCCCGGGCAACAGAAGAUGUAUUUGAUCACGACAGUACAACAAAAGGAGACACCCCACAGAAAGAGCCUCACAUUAUUAUUUCAACCUGGAGCUCUGUUGACACUUUGGUAAUAUUUCCCAAUGCCAUGUCCCAUGAGGAGGUCUUUGGGGGCUUCUGUAAAGAGAGAGGGUGGCAGGAUGGAACUAUUACAAAAGUGCUGAAAAAUUCAGAGCGAUGCAGAAAUAAGAGUAAAAAUAAGACUCCAAAAGAGAGGUGGCUGGUGAUGGACGGAGAGCCUCUGGGGCAGCCUGGCUGGUUGGACCACUUCACUACACUCUGCUGUCCUGAGGGUUCAUCUCUGUGCCUGUCUUCUGGCAAAAGACCUUUCCAAUCAGAGCUAAAGUUACUGGUGGAGAUUACAGACCUCAGUGAUGCAAGCCCUUCUGCAGUGUCCCGUUGCAACCUUGUAUAUUUCACUGGAAAUGAUCUGUGGAAGUCUGUGUGGAGAAGUGAAAUGGAAGCUCUUUCUAGUGAACACACAGUGAAUCCAGAAACCUUGAAGAUGUGGAGCCGUCUAGCUGAGGAUCUUUUCUGCAGAACACUCAGUUUGCUUAGUCACAAUGCUCUAAUCUCUGCAGUGCACAUUGAUGUGUAUGGACUGCAAGAAAUCAUGUCAUUCAUUAGGAUCCUAAAUGCCCUCCUAGAGCAUUUUGGGAAGGAGGAGGCAGAAGCUACAUUGAAACCGGCAGACAAAACAGAUAUGCCUCAACAUGGAGCCCACAUGCCAGACACAGCUGCCAAAAUUGCUUCCACUCAGCAAGAGCUGCAGGCCAGGAACAUUUUUCUGGUGGCCUAUAUUUGGGGAUUUGGGGGACACUUGCAUCCUCGCCACUGGCCACAAUUUGACGUGCUAGCCCGGCAGUUGCUGUCUGAUAGCCGAGACAGAGUUGAGAUUCCAGGUGAAGGAACCGUGUUCGAGCACUUUUUUAAUAUCAGCGACAUGCAUUUUUCCAGGAGUAAGAACACACAGUGGGCCAAUCCUAAAAUUCCCAAGUAUGAGAAAUACAGUUACCUUCUGGACCUCAUGUUAGAGGCCAAUCAACCAGUGUUGCUCGCCGGAGAGGCUGGCUCGGGGAAAACCACUCUGUGCAAGUCCUUGCUGAGUUAUCAAAGGCCACACAUUACCCUGCCUGUCAGUCGACUCCUGAACUCCCAGGUCCUGCGCAGUGUUCUGGAUAACUUGGGCUGCUGGAGAAGCUGUCAACCUGCCAUGGAUGCCAGGAACAAACCAUUGAGUCUGUUUCUGUUUGUGGAUGAUUUGCAUGAAGCCCCCUGUGAUGUCUUUGGGAAGACGUCAGAAGCUCUAGAGACACUACGACAAAGUAUUUCAAAAGGAGGGAUUCUAACAUUCAAUACCUAUCAUUUCAAGUUAUUGAACUCAGGAAACAUCAGUUACAUGGCUACCUGCCGUACCUUUGGUCUGAGUAAUCACAGCAAUAAUGUGAUAUCCUCCCGCCUCUCCCGCCUGUUCUCCAUCUUUGUCCUGCCCAGUGUGUCUGCUGAAGUUCUGUUCUCUAUGCACUCUCCUUGGCUAAAACUCUGGCUCAAAAAAAUACCAUUUGUGCCGAAUUAUGUGGAUAUGGCAAGUUGUAUUAUCAGUGCAACUCAACAUCUGUAUCAUGCAGUUUGUGAACAGUUCCAGCCUACUUUUCAAAGACCACAUUUUGUAUUCUCCCACCAUGAUUUACAGAAGGUGUUUCAGGGCAUGUGCCUAUGGCAGCCUCACAACCAAAACACACAGCUACUUCAGGAGAAUGCCAGCCCCACAACAAAUCUUUCCAAGCCUGCAGUAACAGGCUUUUCCCCAGCCAAACCACAGCCUGCAGCUAGUGUACUUAAAAUAGCCCAUCUAUGGAUGCACGAAUGCCUGCGGACCUUUGGUGAUAGGCUGUGCUCACAGGAUGAAAGCACAACUCUGGUGUCACUGAUAACCAAGGUAUCAAUAACAUACUAUGGAAGUAAAUUAGUUGGUAAUCCCCAGCCUGUCAAUUUAGAAGGCCCUCCCAUGACCUUUUCACUUCCCACAGAAACAGCAGACACUCCUAAGCCAACCAGUGAGAGCCCAGGUACACCAAACAGAGAGCUGAGUUGUGGGCCCUCACCCUCACAUUUGUCUACCAAAAAUGCUGUGCCUCUGACAUCCCCAAAAGAAGAAGAGGAAUACUCCAGAAUGUCCGAUAGACCAAACAGCUCAGGCUCUAGCCCCUUUUCUAGCCCCAUUUCCACCCCUGAAAAUGAAGACACACGAAGUGUGAAGAAUGAAGUAAAGACAGUGGUGAAUAAUAAUAAAUUGACCCUACAAGAUGUGAGCUCGUGCAGAGUCUUACCCCCUUCUCCACCAAAAGAGCCUAAACCAGGCAGCUGGUCAGAAUGGAAGAGAGACCAUAAGUUGACUGAACCAUCCCUGCAGACUGAUGGCUCCCCCGUCCUGCCAUCACAGCUUCUUCAGCACACAGGGGAAACCAUGGAUAUGCUUGUAUAUGGUCCUGAACUCUCUGAGUCAGUCACCUCAAUGGAUGAGCAACACAAUUUCAAAUGUAGCUCUAAUUAUGAGGAGCAAGACCUGGAUCUACUUGUGCGGCAGCUGUCUGCUACUGUGAACCAGAAAGGGGAAGACAUAGAGACUGAUGAUAACUACAACAUUACAUUCAGUUACAUUGUACACAGACAGAGGAUGUGUCAGCUUUUGCAUAUCCUCAGGGCUUUGCUCAUACCUGGAGGUCACGGAGUCCUGUUUGGGUCAGCUAGAGGCACAGGUCGUAAAACCACCGUGCGUUUGGCUGCCUCUCUUAUGGGCUACCAGUUGAUGGAGAUACAUCCUGGUAAUGAAAAUAAGUUGCAUGAAAUCCUAAAGGAGGCUGGAACUCAAACUAGAGUGAAAGGCACUAAUGUCAUAAUACUGGCUCAUGAGAAAAUCAGCCAGUCUGUCAGAGAGGAACUACUGGUGGCAAUGGCCCAUCGAACAUGCCCAGGACUCUAUUCAGAUGAUGAGCUGACAAGCUUCAUCCCCAAAAUUAAUGCUCUGAGAAACUCAAGAAGACCUCACAUGGACAAUCAGAUCCUCGAGAAGUACUUGAGCCACUUCCACAGAAAUGUCCAUGUGUUCCUGUUGCUGCCUCUCACCAUGUCAGACAGUACUGACAUACCUGACAAAAACACACUGGGCUGGAAUGCACACAUAACAAAGGCCUUGAGCCUCAGCUGCUGUGUGGAGGUGUACCAGGCUUGGUCGAGACAGUCUCUAAUGGAAGCUGCUGCUCACUGCUUCAAUACCAAUCAUCACAAACCUGAGUCAGACAGCCAAAACGGCUUAGAGGCCAGCCUGGCCCUGGCUAUGGCAUGCAUCCAUCAGUCUGCAUGUAGAUAUGCUUCUGUCAUUCUAAGAGCAGAGCCUUUCAGCCCUGAGACAUAUAUGGAGUUCAUUGCUCUCUUCUUUUACCUCUUCAACCACCUCCAUAAGCAGGGACUGAGCGAGGCCAACAGAGUUGCAGCUGUCCUUGCUAGAUUGGAUGUGAUGACCAACACAGCUGCACAGUACAAACAGGACUGCAAACAACUGCAAGAAACAGUUGCAGACACACAGCAGUGUAAGGAAGAGCUCCUUAAAGCUGUGGAUGCUGAGCGAAGGUUUCUUGAGGAAGCUCGACAGAAUUGUGUUAUAGAGGAGAACAAGCUGAACGAGCUGGAAGAGAGAAUUUGUCAUAGUCAGCACCAGGUGACUACUUUGUUUCUGUCAGGCCUUAAAAUUCUUGAGUGCCUAAGUGCAGCUGACCUGGAGGAGGUGCGCCACUACAGGGAUCCACCUGAUGGGGUGGUUAAAAUCAUGGAUGCCAUUUGCCUACUUUUCAAUCAUCCACCCAGCUGGGAGAGUGCUAAACAGCUUCUUGGGCAAUCCAACUUACUCCAGGAGUUUGAGUUCUUUGAUCGCCACAGGCUGACUAAUCACCAGCUGCAGCAGCUGGGCCAAAUAAUUGACAGCCCUCAGUUUGUGCCAGAAUCUGUGCGAGAAGUAAGCAAAGCCUGUGAGUCCCUGUGCCGAUGGGUACGGGCAGUGUAUGAGUGCUCCUGCUUGGAACGCUACAUGUUCUCCCGGGAAGCCAGUAAGGAGCACUUGGAGGCGCAAGCUGUGGAUGUGCGUAGCUCUCUGCACUUUGCCAGGCUGCAGGAGGAGCUGGUGGGCCAGCUUCUAGAGGACAAGAAGCUCCAGCUCCAGUUUGUCCAGGAGAUGCUGGAGGAGCUGCUGAUAAACCUGCAUAGAGCUGAGAGCUUAGACAGACAGGCUGAUGUUGCUGUCAGUCAAAUGAAGAGACAUAUCACAGACUGGAAGGCUGCUGCUAAGGAGGCAGAGUUGAAUAACCAAACUGCACCAGGAGAUGCUCUUAUCCUCGCUGCAAGCAUUGCUUAUUUGGGUCCUUUUGGACCUGACAUACGCACAGAACUAUUGCACAAGUGGAGGGUGCUAUGUCAGACAGGAAGCAUUAACAUGAACCCUGAGGACCCCAGAACCUCCUUGUUUACAGACUCUGAGCCUGCACCCCCUGACUGCCCUCCCAGUGUUUCCAUCCCUGUGGCUGAGAAGCUUCAGUCAGCCAUGGCUCGGGCAGUAGGUGUGGACCAGUGGCAGGUCCAGGACAUAAAUGCCAGGGUGGUGGUGAAGCUGCUGCUGUGGGGUUACAGAAGUCCCUGUGUUCAGCGCUGGCCUCUGCUGGCAAAUGCCCAGCAUCAUGCAGUGCUCAGCUCUCAGAGUUGGCUUAUUACAGGAAGGAAUACCAAGCUUGGAAAUGAAACUGAUUAUGGAGUGGUGGUUUGUGCUGAUGACCCAGAGCUACUGGACAAGUUGGACCAGGCAGCUGAGAUAGGUUUGAGGGUGCUGGUAACUCACGUGGAGCGUGCCGUCCCCAGUCCACAGUUUCUGAGCAGAUUGGUUUGCCCUUCUGCAAGUUUUCUCCCAGAAUUCAUACAGCCUGUCCAGCCCACCCACCCAGAGUUCUGCCUCUUCCUCAGCACCCAUCUGCCUGUCCAGCUGCUUAACAGUGAAAUCCACCCAUCCAUCUUGGCUCAGGUGCGAGUGGUUGACCUCUCUCUAAGCUCAGCGGAGAUCCAGGAGCUGAUGCUGACACAGCUGCUGCAGGCUGAGUGCAUGGAGCUGCUGAUUCAGCACUCACUGGUCCAGAAUGACAAGCAAUUACUGCAGGACAAACUGGUCAAAGAGGAGGCCUCUCUAAUGGACUACAUCCAUCAGUCCAUCACCCCACUGCUGCAGGACUCUGAUUUUCUCCCUCGCGUGGUUGUUUGUCAGGAAACAAUGAAGAAUUUGGAGGAUGGGAUCCAGCUGCUGAAUGUGGAGCUGGAGCACCAAAAGGCCUGGCUGGCUGGGUUCAGCGGAGUAGCAAAGCUGGCUGCUGAUCUCUAUCAGGCCCUAGAGGAGGUGGCCCGAGUCUCCCCUGUCUACUUCUUCUCCUUGAGUGGCUUCAUUGCAGUAAUGCGCACAGCCUUCUUUGUGCAGUGCAGGCCAGAUAUGUCCUGUAUCCGUCUGAAAGUGCCAGACUGUAUAAUAUCAGAAAUCACUCAUAGAAUGAUAACUACCCUACUGGCCCAGUACCGGCCUUGCCUCUUCCAGAACCAUGCCACCCUUCUGAAGCUGCGAGUGUCUGUGGCUCUGCUCCAGUACAACAAGCUCUGCUCUGAGGCUGAGAGGAUGGCCUUUCUCAGAGGCCUCCAAGACAUUGAUUUCCCUUUAUUUGAAGUCAGACCCUACUCCCCUUCUCCCACCAUCCCACAUCCCGUCACAUCCCAGCAUGCUCUGCCUAGCUGGAUAUCCCCUCAUGUCCACCCAGAGCUCCUGUGUUUGGAGAAGAUCCCAGCCUUCAGAGGGCUGAUUGCCUCAUUGGCAACCUCCCCCGAACAGUGGCAGGAGUACCUGCGCUUCCCCUCCUCCACUGUGGCAGGGUCCGUUCCCUGUUGUUCUCACUCCCAUCUGUCUUUGCUGCAGCGGGCCAUCCUCUGGAAGACCAUGGUACCUGACUGCCUAGAGGGAGUGGCUGAAGCCAUGGCUGCCUGCCACCUUGGCCUUUCUGGGCAGACAGCAGGGCCUGAGGUUCCUCACAUGGGGAACCCAGAGGCCCUCUCCCAGCUCCUUGUCAGGCAUGAAGGACCCAUCAUUAUUACGUUGCCCAGUCCAGGCACAGAGAAGUGGACAAGCAUACAGCCGUUUCACUUGAUACAACAACUGACUCACUACCACACAGACACGAAGGGGUUUCAGGUGAAAGUUAUUUCAUUUGGAGCUACUUUUGAGAACGAGGUAAUCCUCUCAGCACUGGACAGUGCUGUUGAAGAAGGCCAUUGGCUGGUUUUUAACAACUGCCACCUGUUGGAACAAUGGGAUGAUAAAGUUUUGUUUCAUCUCAAUCGGCUGACCUCCUCUUCAAAAGCAGCACCAUGCACAAGUAUCCAGGUUCACCCACGCUUCCGACUGUGGUUUAUAACUCGAGGAUAUACACCACGUUCCAUACCUGUCGCAGUGCGAAUGUGUGCCCUGCCUCUGGUCUGUGACUCCCCCUGGGAUGUGAAGGAGGAGCUGAGCUGCUCUCUGCAGCAGGUGGUGUCCCUCUUCCAGUCUGAAUCGCUGUUGGACGUAAUGUCUGAUGACAUGGAGCCCCUCCUCCGCUGUGCCAUCUUGCACUCUGUUUUACUGCAAAGACAGAGAUACAUGUUUUUAGGCCAGGGGAACAUCUAUCGCUGGACUCAGGAAGACCUGCUGACUUUGGUUGAUGCACACAUUCGCAUUGUGAGUCUCUGCCAUAACAAGACCAAAGCUCUUGAGUACAUAGCAGUCAAUCUGGUGCAUGGUGGCCAUGUGUCAGACUCUGCAGACAUGGAGGUGAUGAAGAGUGUUGCCGAGGUCUGCCUCAGUGCGUUGUCACACCUCUGGGGGAGUGGGCCACAUGUCCUCUCUGAUGUCAUCAGCAACCCUGGCCACUUGGAUUUGUCAGGACUACUACAGGUCCUGAAACACCGUGUUCAGGGCUUAGGUGACAUCAGUGACCCCCUGGUUCUGGGCUUCAGUGCUAGCCUGGCAGCCAAGAUAGUCAAAAUCAAUGGCCACUUGCUGAACAUGCUACUGCAGGAUUCUCAGUCACCUCUUGGAAAAGUCAGGCGCUCCAGCAGUGAGCUGAAGCACCCUGCCACACUGCCAGAUUACUGCCAGGCUAGAGAGAGACUGCAGGCUCUCAAGAGUUUCCUCGCACACAAGAAUGAAAGUGCACUCGUGAAUGCAGGAGCCGAUUCUCACGGGCCCCUACGGGACUUCCUCCUGGCUGAGUGGGAUGAUCUCAUUGAUUUGGUGUCCUCGCUCCUUUCACAGCUUCAUCAGCCCAUGGAGUGCACUACACCAGCCUUCACCUCCCUCCUCAGGCUCACUAACCUGUCACGCUUGGAGAGGAGCGCAGAGCUGCUCAGUGCUUAUCUCAGUGAUGACACAACUACAGAUCCACCAGCUGCCUACCGACUCUCUGCUUUCAGAAAUGCCAGAGGCUUUCUGGUGGCAGUGAAGAGAGAGGCUGCUCGGGUGAAACACAGAUAUCUCAGUGAUAUUGCUCUGCAUUUCCAGGUUCUGAAUGGUGUUACAUUACCGGCCUCUCCUUCUCCGAGCUGUGUGUAUUUGUGUGGCCUGGAGCUGAGAGGGGCACUGUGGGAUACACAGCUUGGAGCCCUGCAGGACACACUCUCUCCCCUGCCAUGCUCACUGCCCCUGCUUUGUGUCAGGGCUCAUGCUAUGAGCACGGAUACCUCGUGGUGUAAAACCUCACGGUUGAAAAAUGCUGACACUCUGAAAGACUCAGGUCCUCCUCCGUCUAGUGACCCUGAAUUACCAGUAUACCAGUGUCCACUUUAUCUGGAUGGAGAGUGGGAGAGUGGAGACUGGGGACUGGCCGAUGCUAACAUCAUCACCAGGGUUCCUCUUCUUGCUAAGAUAAAUCUUGCAUUGUGUAGCUUGAGAAGGGUGAGGCUAGUGAGUACUCUCUGA